UGUAGUUACGCCACUGGCGGGUGUUAGUGCACUAGUUGACAGCUCAGAACAAAAUUCCCUAUACGGACUCGGCCUGUGACUGUUUGCGCUAAGCGAUUCGCCCUCUGCCGUGAAAAUGUGGCGUUAAUCCUACAGGGAUAAAUCAACGUACGCAGUACUAGUUGUGUGGUAAUUUACUAUAAAAAAUGAGUGUUGUGUUGAAAUCUGUGCAUUCACGCCGUAAAAGCAGUAAAUCUAAUGUAAACUGCUGCGUUUAUAAGUGCAAUAGUGUCAAUAAAAAGAAUCCUGAACUCUCAUUUCAUAAAUUUCCACCUCUGGGACAAAAAGUAAGACAUACUUCUGGAAUUGGUGAAGUAACUUUGACUGAUAGACGAAAACUUUGGGAAUUGAAUUUAAAAAUGGGCAAAAGCGUAACACCGUACAUGUAUGUGUGUUCCCGGCACUUUACCAGUGCAGAUUACAUUACUCCUGAUGAAGAUUGUUACACUAGGCGAUUUUUAAAGAAAACCGCAGUCCCUACUCAACAGUUGCCAGAAAGGAGUGUUUAUAGUGAAAGGUCAAAAAAAAAAUCAGAAGAAAGGGUAGAACGACUUAACAAAAGAAGAAAAUUGGAUAUAACUGUGCAAGAACUCAAUGAGGCUGGUAUUGAGGCUGAAAAUUCAUUUAAAAGGAAUGAUGCAGCUGAAGCAUUGUUGAGUCUCAAAGAAGCCCCACUUGGAGUGACUGACAAUGAGAAUUGUACUUUUCCAGUGAUUACUAAACAUUUCCAAGAUUGUUCCACACAGACUGAAGAAAGUAGUUUUUGGGAUAAUACUAAACCUAUGAAAGAUACCAGUGUUCAAGUGAACACUUCUUGGUUUUCGGUAGCUGAUUUUAUUAUCAAUAAUAAUAAGGCGUUAAGUAUUUUAACCGGAAUUCCAUCAUUUAAUGUUCUGUAUCUUUUAAUUCAUUUACUUUCUAAAUUUAAAAAAGAUGUUCGUUCUCAUCGUUUAAGUAUUAAACACCGUAUUUUAUUGGUCUUUAUGAAGUUAAAGUUAGACUUGACUUAUUCAGCUCUUGGGAUUUUAUUUGGUGAUAUAUCAGUAACAUCAAUAAAACGAAUUUUUUCUGAAACUGUACAGAUUUUGGCUGAUAUUAUGAAAGAACUUAUUUACUUACCACCUAAAGAGAAUGUGUUACAAAAUAUACCUAUGUGUUUUAAAAAGUACCAAAAAGUACGAAUUGUGUUAGAUUGUACCAAGGUUCAUGUGCAAGCACCAAAGAAACUAUGUUGUAGAAUAAAAUUAUAUUCCAAUUACAAAAAAUCCAAUACAGUAAAGUUCAUGACAGGAGUUACUCCUGCUGGUCUUAUCAGUUAUGUCAGUCCCGCGUACGGUGGUAGAGCAUCUGACAAGAGUAUUUUCGAACAAUCAAAUCUCAUUGAAAAACUUGAACCAUAUGUGGACCAAAUAAUGGUGGAUAAAGGGUUUUUAAUCGAACAGUUUUGCGAAGAUCGUGGAAUUGGAAUUGUAAGACCUCCAUUUUUAAGAAAUAAAAAGCAAUUCAAUAAAGCAGAGGCUCUUGAAAGUAAAAGCAUUGCUGCAGCUCGAGUCCACAUAGAAAGAGUAAAUGCACGAAUUAAAGUUUUUAGGAUAUUGAAAAAUACGUUAGCAGUGCAUUUACUUUCAAUUGUUGAUGAUAUUUUUAUAGUAAUUUGUGCGAUCGUAAACCUAAGUAAGCCUGUAAUGCGAGAUGAUUUAUUUUUAAAAAAAUAAGAUUACAAAAAAAUUAAGUAUAUUAUUACAUCCUAACUAUAUAUUUUUUAAUUUCCUCAUAAUGGUAAUGCACUUGGAAUUACUAGAGUAAAUAAAAUUCUACACCUUUAUUGGAUUUUUUUUCCUCCACAAACAUAAUGUACCAU
Molecule: messenger RNA, 1900 nt
Organism: Zophobas morio
Lineage: Eukaryota; Metazoa; Arthropoda; Insecta; Coleoptera; Tenebrionidae
Exons: 3
Coding region: 186-1754 (522 amino acids)
Source: RefSeq, a predicted model, not a curated record